AUGCUCAAGAAUGAAAUGUUUCAAUAUUUCUUGCUAGAUAUGCGGCUCCUUUUACUACUUACUGUGCCUUUCCUGGCAAUAGCUUCCGAGACAUCGGUACAAGAAUGUUUUGAUGAAGCUGCCACUAAGUAUAUAGCUUGUAAAGCUGUCCAUGGAAGACCAGCUGUUUGCGACUGCACAUUCAGAGAUCCGUGUUACAUUAAAAUGAUCGUAAGUCGGCUGAGAGUUUCCGGUGUUGAAAAAUUCCACUAUCUCAUCAAUCAAACAUUCCAAGAUCCAACUAUUAUUGUGAAGCAAUAUGGGAUUGUAGUCAUUGAUGUUUCCAAUGAAAUGGACGAAGACACUUCUAUACAUUUCCAUGGAAUCCGGCAGCGUAAUGUUCCAUGGAUGGAUGGUGUAGAAAAUGUCACCCAGUACCCUAUACAAGCCCAUGGCGAUUCAGGUAAACUACAAAUACAUGUAUGCAGUAGCGCUUCACCUCCUAGCCUUGUUAAUCAAACUACGGGAGGGUUUUAAGACCUUUAAAUCCGAUUAUUAGUGGUGCUGCCAAUUUUUUCUUUUAGCGAAACUGGACGGGAGGGAGGGUAACACAGGGGAGCAACUUGACAAUUUGUUGCGCCAAUGUUCAUCAAAAUUUGUGUUCGCGGAUGUUGCGAGAAAACUAGAAAAGCGUGGAUAG
This is a messenger RNA of Paramuricea clavata, 679 nucleotides long. NCBI's taxonomy places the organism in Eukaryota, Metazoa, Cnidaria, Anthozoa, Malacalcyonacea, Plexauridae. The record is from the annotation of a GenBank genome assembly.